Cucurbita pepo subsp. pepo (vegetable marrow) is the source of this 615-nucleotide messenger RNA. Its product is annotated as homeobox-leucine zipper protein ATHB-22-like. Gene Ontology annotation, cellular component: nucleus. NCBI's taxonomy places the organism in Eukaryota, Viridiplantae, Streptophyta, Magnoliopsida, Cucurbitales, Cucurbitaceae. The record is from RefSeq and is a predicted model, not a curated record. Gene Ontology annotation, molecular function: DNA-binding transcription factor activity, RNA polymerase II-specific; sequence-specific DNA binding. Gene Ontology annotation, biological process: positive regulation of DNA-templated transcription.
AUGGAGUGGAAUAGUGGCAGUCUCAUUCCUACCUUUGUUUCUCCACCGUCGCCCUACAACUAUUACUACAAUUACAAUUUGGAUCAGUUUCCUGUGUUAGAGACGAAGAAGCAGGCGGUGGAAUGUGUGGUUGGAGGAGUGGAUGAGGAGAAGAGGAAGAAGAAGAACAGGUUGAGUGAGGAUCAGUUGGAGAGGUUAGAGAGAUGCUUUCAAGAGGAAGGGAAGCUUGAGCCUGAUACCAAAAUGCAGCUAUCAAAGGAACUUGGGCUCCAACCAAGGCAAAUUGCUGUUUGGUUUCAAAAUAGAAGAGCUCGUUGGAGGACUAAGCAGCUUGAGUAUCUCUAUGAUACCCUCAAACAAGAAUUUGACACCAUUUCUAAGGAAAAACACACCCUUCAACAAGAGGUGUUGAAGCUAAGAAGCAUGCUACGAGAACAAACGAUGAGGAAUCAAGAGCCGAUGGCAUACGAGGAUGUCUCCGGGGAAGCGACGGUGGAAAGCACGUCGGUGGGUAAUUACAUGUACAAUAAUGUGGAAGAUUUCAACCAAAUUUCAGGUUCAGGUCCUCCAUUCUGGUGGGGUGCUGAGGCUGCUCACCGCCCUUCUUAUCCUUAA